This is a messenger RNA of Thlaspi arvense, 888 nucleotides long. The record is from the annotation of a GenBank genome assembly. Lineage: Eukaryota; Viridiplantae; Streptophyta; Magnoliopsida; Brassicales; Brassicaceae.
CAACAUUCUCUCAUGGAGUCUCUAACAUCAAAUCCUUCCUUCGCCUGUUUCUCGAAAAGCUUAUCUCGUUACCCUUCUCGUCUUUCCUUCGUUAAGCUAACUUCUAUCCACAACUUGGAAGCUCCCAACACCAUCUCGUUAUGCUGUAAGUCGUCAUCAUCCCCUUUGGGUUCCUGGUAUCCUAAACCUGAUUGCAAUGCUAACAAUCGCCGAAUCCGGUUAAACCCUCUUUGCGUAUUGCGCCCAAUCAUUCGAACGAUUAAAGGGUUGGUUUCGUCUCAAUCCCGGCUAUGGAUGUCGCGUUUUCGAGCUUACAGAGACGAUACGGCGGCGUUUUCGGAGAAUUUUGCCGGAGAUUUGAAGCACAACGGCGGAUUGGGGAUUGCCCUUUUGAGCGUCACGGCGUCUGCUAAGGUUAAGAUUAGCCCUUUCGUGGCGACGCUCUCGGCGAAUCCGACGUUCGUCUCGGCUGUGUUCGCGUGGUUCUUCGCGCAAUCGAGUAAAAUGGUUAUCAAUUUCUUCAUCGAGAGGAAAUGGGACUUUCGUCUACUGUAUGCUUCCGGUGGAAUGCCUUCGUCGCACUCGGCUCUGUGUAUGGCUUUGACGACCUCUGUGGCGCUUUGCCAUGGAGUAGCAGAUUCCUUGUUUCCUGUUUGUUUAGGGUUUAGCUUGAUUGUGAUGUAUGAUGCAAUCGGCGUUAGACGCCAUGCCGGUAUGCAAGCUGAGGUUCUGAACUUGAUCAUAAGGGACUUGUUCGAAGGACAUCCCAUCAGUCAAAGAAAGCUAAAGGAAUUGCUUGGUCACACUCCGUCGCAGGUUCUUGCUGGAGCAGUCGUUGGUAUUGUGAUCGCUUGCUUCUGUUGCCAAGGCUAUCUCGUCUCAGCCUAA